AUGGAGGGUAUCGAUUCCGGUCGGAGGAUUCCGUCGGCAAAGCGGUGGCGCAAGCUGUUCCUGCUGCUCACAAGAGGCUCGAACCGCCUCCUGCUGGCCAGUUCGCUCUCUCGACCUCUGUGGAGUUUACGUGGAGUGCAUCAAACUUUUUCUAAACUGUUGAAUGUUUUUAAAGUUCUCUACCGAGGAGCCGUCUAUGUAAAUCUGCACCAGGCAUCGGUGGAGGUACAGCAACUGGUUUCCUUUCCUGUAAGUCGCCCAGCAGUGGCCCAGCGGAACAAGUCCUUCAACGCUUUUGCAUAUUGUGCCACUAAACAGGGAACCUCAACUCCGGUCCAACCUACAAUCCGGGGAUGAUACACCUCUGAGGCCGUCGUCGUGAAUUGGAUUCGUCCUUGGAGAAGAGGGACUUGCUAAAUCGUAGAAAAGAAGCCGCUAAG
Molecule: messenger RNA, 440 nt
Organism: Zophobas morio
Lineage: Eukaryota; Metazoa; Arthropoda; Insecta; Coleoptera; Tenebrionidae
Exons: 9
Coding region: 1-357 (118 amino acids)
Source: RefSeq, a predicted model, not a curated record